AUGGAUUCUAGUAUCCAGGUUGUGCUCUCGAACUACACCUGCGUCGCCGGAGGAACCUUGUCUGGCCGGGUCACCCUCAGCUUCCCCUUACUGCAGCAGGAGCAGAUUGAAGAAGUUCACCUCAAGUUCAGGGGCUCUGUAUACACGUAUAUCAGUCCUGCCCGGACAGAUUUGAACGAGACACGGGACGUGGAUAUAAUCCGUGACCAGAUCUCUGUGUGGUCUAGAGGGUCGGCUUAUCCUCCUCCGGACUCGCACACUCUCACAAUCCCAUUUUCAUUCAAUGUCCCGCGAGACAUCCCGCCUUCGUAUGAUUUCACUGCGCUAGAGUGUCGGGCGGUUGUACGAUAUGGCGUUGAGGCCGUCGGCGCUCGAAAGGGUGCGCUACGUUUGAACAAACGCGUAUUUGUUGCGGUUGUCGGGCUACCCGUGGAUCCUCCCGGUUCCCAGCUGAGGGCCAUAUUACAGGCUGGUUGGACAGGCGCAUGGAGUACGGAGGUUAAGCAUAAGCAGAUUCGAGCAGGCUUCUGGGGAGAGCAUGCUGAUGUCUCCGUAGAAUUCAAGUAUCCUGCCCUGCCGACAAUCCCGCUCUUUGCAUCGGUUCCCUUCGAGUUGAUUAUCGUCACUACAAGCAAGUCGUCUAAACGAACACCCGGUUCCGAGAGCAAGCCUAUCUGGCCCGCGCCCCCUACUCGACCUGAAGGUGUCCGCUUGGAGCUCAGACGCACAGCAUAUGUGCAGACGAGCCAUCUCACAUGGAAACAGCAUGACAGCCUAUCUUUGUUGGGAGAUCUUGGAGAGCCAGGCAAGGGACUGAACGUCCAGGUGCGACCCGCGGCCAAAGAGUGGCUGUCUAUCAACGGAACCAAGGGUAGAUGGAGGCAGCAGACGACAUUCUCGUCUAGCUUCAAUCUUGCAUGCCCUCCGUCGUUCAAGUUUCCUACGCUUAGCGUUGAAUACAACCUUACGGUCAUCGUCCCCUUCAGUGGAUUGAACAACACCUUGCGGCUCGAGAUACCCAUCACGGUAUCCUCCGGCAUAAUCCUGAGUCGUUCCCUAGAACUUCCGGACUACGACGCUCCGCCUACUAGUGCGCGGCCGGAGAACGCAGACUAUAUGUCACCUCCACCUACACUCGAAUUGCCUCCCUCAUACUGGAGUUCAGCGGAGUAA
Messenger RNA from Rhodofomes roseus, 1173 nucleotides. RefSeq lists its product as uncharacterized. The transcript has 5 exons. NCBI's taxonomy places the organism in Eukaryota, Fungi, Basidiomycota, Agaricomycetes, Polyporales, Fomitopsidaceae. Gene Ontology annotation, cellular component: cytoplasm. The record is from RefSeq and is a predicted model, not a curated record. Gene Ontology annotation, biological process: protein transport. Bases 1 to 1173 code for a protein of 390 amino acids.